This is a messenger RNA of Coprinopsis cinerea okayama7#130, 1999 nucleotides long. Its product is annotated as ATP-dependent rRNA helicase spb4. The record is from RefSeq and is a predicted model, not a curated record. Bases 1 to 1941 code for a protein of 646 amino acids. The transcript has 5 exons. Gene Ontology annotation, molecular function: ATP binding; nucleic acid binding. NCBI's taxonomy places the organism in Eukaryota, Fungi, Basidiomycota, Agaricomycetes, Agaricales, Psathyrellaceae. Gene Ontology annotation, cellular component: nucleolus.
AUGACCCCAGUCCAAUCCGCGACUAUUCCUCUGUUCAUGAAACAUAAAGAUGUCGUCGUUGAGGCUGUCACUGGUUCUGGAAAAACCCUCGCUUUCGUUAUCCCAAUUCUAGAAAAACUUAUCCGCAGAGAACGGCCCCAUAGGCGGAACGAAAUCGGGGCGUUGGUUAUCAGCCCGACGAGAGAACUUGCGACCCAGAUACACUCCAUCUUUGCUCAGUUUCUGGAUUCACAACCUGGCUCUGCUGCGGCAGAAAAUGAAGAAGAUGACCCGUCCUUGCUGCCUUCACCCCUUCUUCUCAUCUCGUCUGACGAUUCCUCGCCCGCAAAAGAUAUACAGCGCUUCCUCUCCACCGGAGCGGACAUUGUCAUUGGAACACCAGGUAGAGUUGAAGAAUUCCUCCUCGGAAAAGGUCGAGACUCGGUCAGCGUAAAAGAACUCGAAGUCCUCGUCCUGGACGAAGCCGACCGACUCCUCGACCUUGGAUUCCAACAAGCCCUAACUCGUAUAAUCACCCACCUUCCCAAACAACGCCGCACAGGCCUUUUCAGCGCAACAAUGACGGAGGCUGACGCCCUCUCCGAGCUCGUUCGCGUCGGACUGCGCAACCCAGCCCGCGUCGUCGUCAAAGUCCAGGCUAAAAAACAUCUAAAAGACCCCAAAGGGAAAGGAAAAGAAUCCGCUGUGAUAGAAGAACGCCGGAUCCCGGCCAACCUCCAAAACUACUACAUCUCUUGCAAGACUUCUGAAAAACUCCUCCAGUUAGUGAGGAUCAUCGAACACGAGAUCAACGAACAGCAGAGCUCGCAGUUUAUCGUGUAUUUCGCGACACUCACGCAAAGGUUACAGAUCCUUCCACUUUUCGUACCAAAAUCCACUUCCCUCUACUCCCUCCACGGCAACCUCCAACCAACAGCCAGAACACGCACACUGAACUCCUUCAGCACCAACCCUUCUUCUCCAGCCAACCCUUCCAUUCUCCUCGCCACUGACGUCGCAGCACGUGGCCUCGACCUCCCCCACGUCGAUGUUGUCAUCCAAUUUGACCCUCCAACCGACACCAAAGCUUUUUCACAUCGCUGCGGUCGAACAGCGCGUGCAGGUCGGAAAGGUCGCGCUUGGGUGCUCUUGUGUGGGAGGGAGACAGAGUACGUAGAUCUUUUGAAGGUUAGGAAGAUUCCCAUUGUCGAGAAGGGUGCUUUUGGGAGGGGUGGGGACGUGCCUAUGUAUGAGCGAGGAAAAACCGAGGAUGAGGGCGACAACGAACAGGACAGCGAAGAGGACGGUCAGGUGGAGGAAUACCUAACAACAACGCGAGAAUUCGUGCUCAAAGACCGUGCGAGGAACGAUUUGGCAAUGAAAGCUUUCGUUUCUUUCGUCCGGGCUUAUUCGAAACACGAAGCAUCGUACAUAUUCAGAGUGAAGGACCUCGAUCUUAUCGGACUCGCAAAAUCAUUUGGGUUGCUUAGGUUACCCAAAAUGCCGGAACUGAAGGACAUGGAGAGGCUGAAUUGGAAGGACGCAGAUCUGGACUGGGACGAAUACAGCUACUCGGACCCAGCACAGGAAUCCAAACGCCUCCAAACCCUUCAAACCUCCAAGUCUGCAGAAGCCAAAGAAGAAAAACAACGCCAAGCAAGAGAGCGUGCCAUGAAGAAAAAGGCAUCCGCACCUUGGAGUGAACAAGCGGGUAGGAAAGACGAAAAGGCAAAGAGGAGGGAGAAGAAGAUUGCGAAACGCAAGUGGCUAAAGGCCCAAGACAGUUCUGCAGCCGCAGCGGGGGCAAAGAGACCGAGGGAAGGAGGCGAUGCAAGUGACGAUGGUGGCGAUGGCGAUGGCGAUGAUUGGGAUGAACUGGCGAGAGAGGAGAGGAUGGCGAAGAAGGUGAAAAAGGGUGAGAUUCCGCAAAAGGUAUUCGAUGCAGAGUUUGGUGAUCUUUAGUUUGAUUGGAUUCUUUACCAUCUCACCUCGAUUGCAGUCAAAAUUCUAUUAGAUGGCG